This is a messenger RNA of Pangasianodon hypophthalmus (striped catfish), 2214 nucleotides long. RefSeq names its product multiple coagulation factor deficiency 2, ER cargo receptor complex subunit (gene mcfd2). The coding region runs from base 179 to 625 and encodes 148 amino acids. The transcript has 4 exons. Gene Ontology annotation, molecular function: calcium ion binding. NCBI's taxonomy places the organism in Eukaryota, Metazoa, Chordata, Actinopteri, Siluriformes, Pangasiidae. The record is from RefSeq and is a predicted model, not a curated record.
AGAAUUAGCUGUCGUGUCCAGAAGGUGAAAGGGAACUACGGCAAGCGAAGCAGACUAUAAAGGUGAAGUCAGUACGGUAGUAAGUUCUCACUGAUUACUUUGGUAUAAGAAUCUGCAAAUAUUUACGAAUACACUCGAACUUCAGAAACAGCAGGACAUCAUCAUCAUCAUCAUCAUCAUGGGGUACACAAAGGGGCAGCUGUGGCGCUGCCUGCUGCUGCUGUCCUGCUGUGUGCUUUGUGUUCACUCACAUGGAGAUCAACAUGGUCAAGUGUCAGGAAACCUACAUCCUCCCAUCACCCGUCUGGAUAGGAACAUGGUGCAGGACAAAGACCACAUCAUGGAGCAUUUAGACGGGGUGAUCGAAAAGCCAGAGUCGGAUAUGACCCCUCAAGAACUGCAGCUUCACUAUUUCAAAAUGCAUGACUAUGACGGUAACAACCUGCUGGAUGGGCUCGAGCUUGCCACUGCCAUUACACAUGUACACAAGGAGGAGAAAGGUGAGAACAGCCCACCAAUGAAAGAACAGGACCUCAUCAGUAUUAUUGAUCAAGUCCUUCGGGAUGAUGACAAAAACAAUGAUGGCUACAUCGACUACGCCGAGUUUGCGAAGUCUCUCCAGUAACAGGGGAGGUGUGUGUGUGUGUGUGUGUGUGUGUGUGUGUGAGUGGUGUAAGUGGUGGUGGGGUAUGGACGAGUGUGUGCUGCCUUACUGUGAGCUCUGAUUACCUCUAAUUGAACGGUAUCAGUGGUGUAUGCACUUCACAUACACAGGAAAGCUACAGCAUUCCUUAGACUGAGUGGCUGCACGUAGUAGUGCACAGCUCAGUCUUUUUGCUGUUUCAACACAUUUUAUUAAACUCCUAAAGCACUUGUAAUUCAAUGAUACAACUGUCAUCUCCCUCCAGGAUUGAAUCUGAGCAGCUAGGAUCUACUGAACAUACUUUAUCCUGUCAGAAUAAACUGUGGGAUGAAGUUAAAUGGAUUGUAUUAUGACACGAGAUGUCUAAAGAAACAAUAUAUUUCCUGAAUUUUUGACUUGCCAAAUCCAUCUGCUGUGAAGACAUGUCCUCCUUUAUUAUUGCUGCAGUGUGUUUUGAAGCAACAUUCUAAUUCAAAGCAAUGGAUGAUGUUGAAACAGGAUAUAAUUACUUCCUUUCCUGAGAACACCUCUUCAUCUAGCACUGAUGGAUAAUUGUCAAGCUUACUAAAUUUGCAUGAAAUCAUUUAUACAUUCCCUGAUUUUUUUAUUUAUUAUUAUUUUUUUUAAUAUAAAUGACUUUGGUAUGAGAAACUGACAUAAGAAACGUCUGCCAAAUCCCAGUUCUCGAAGAGUUUCCUUCCUGGCUUUACUGUAGAUAUCCAGCAGCUACUUUGGUUCUGUGAUAAAUAUGGCCACUAAGUGGCCAUAUUUUUCACAUUUCUCAACAGUGCUGAUCCAGUUCUUGCUUUUGGUAUGAAGAAAUAUGAUAAAUAUGGGUCUGUAAGUGUGAUUUAACCUGGCUACCUAGUAUGCUAUUGAUCACACAAACGUUUCCCAGUCCCAGUGCUGGAGCACCACUGUAUUUCACUCUGGAGUGUUUUGCUUUUUUUCACUUCAUCAGGUGUGUGAGGACAGGAACACCACUAACCUGUGUUAGUGCAGCAGUAUUCCAACAGUAACUGGAACCAGGAAAAACAGACUUAGAGGAUUUUGUCUUCUAAUAAAGACCAUUUAAGAGUGAUGAAGGGACUUUUUCUAGACUACUUGAUAUUUUCCUUCCAUCACACAAGUUGAAUGUAAUCCAAGCCUGUCAUAUUUGUCAUGUGUUGUUACUGUUGUUGUUCGUUAAAUUCUCAGCUGUACUUGAGUUAUUUGUGAACAGAGAAGAUAGACAACAGUUAUCAUAUGCCAAGUCUAAUUUAUUUCUAUCAAAAUAUAUGACAUCUGAUGUUGAAGUAAAUUUGUGUAUAUAUACUAUCAUUUGAAAUGUAGCACUGCUUAAGAACCCAUAUUCAGGUGGUAAGAGGAUUUUCUACAAGGCCAUACAUAAAUCUAGUUACACCAGACUAUUCAGAAUGUAAACAAGACUGUUUAAAAUAUUAUAUUUUCACAGUUUAAUGCUUGUAGGUUUGUGAAUGAAGUGUGAAUUAAUUAUUUUUGUUUUAGAAAAGUAUAUUAAUAACCUCAAGACAACAUCUGUUUUGGAACUGUAAUAAAAUUGUGUGAAAAUA